AUGUCUUCCGAGAAGGACAAGUAUAAACUUCCAGAAUGGAUUGGUUGCCCUCCAAAAGGAACACAUUUGGAUGUUACUAAAGGGCCAAAACUUAUACAGAAAUUGCUGAUUGAUGAAAAAGGCUAUUACUAUUUUGGGCGUAAUCCAACUGAUUGUGAUUUUGUUUGUGAACAUGCUUCGUGCUCUCGUGUCCAUGCUUUACUUUUAUUUCAUAAAUUGAUAAAAAGAGUUGCUAUUGUUGAUCUUGAAAGCAGUCAUGGAACUUUUGUAAACAACAUUAGAAUUUCUUCACUUUCACCAGUGUUUUUAGACCCUGACCAGUGUUUUCAUUUUGGAGCUUCAACGAGGCGUUAUUUUCUGAGAGAAAAGGAUGAUGUCGAAAUUGAAACUGGGUUUUCUGCGAAUCAGUCAGAAUUGGAUACCGUCACAGAAUCGAAUACAGCCCAAAAUCGUCGAAUCCCAUUAAUUCCACAAACAACAGAUGACGCUAGGCGAAAAUUACGUCCACGACCACGACUGCAAUUUAAUGAAGAAGAAGAAAUUAUUAACCCAGAGGAUGUAGAUCCAUUGGUUGGACGUUUUCGAAAUAUGGUUAGAACUGCGGUUAUUCCAACUUCUGGACGUAAAAGAGAAGCUGUCGAUGAUGAAAAUGAAUUAUUUGAUUUUUAUUUGCCAAGUCAACAAAUGAAGAAGACGAGAAAAAUUGCUUCUCCAGCAACAACUCCAAAAUCUGGUGACAAAAUGUUUUCAAUUGGUUCAUUAUCAUUAAACGCUGCACCUGAUUUGGAUUUAUAUUCGCCUAUUUUGCCUCCUCCAAAAAUUUCUUCUGCUGGAAAUACUCCAGCAGCAAAAGGAAAAUAUGGGCCUUUAAUGCCGUCAAAAGAUGCGAGUAAAUUGCUUGGAUUUGCAACACCCGAUUCAGAAGUAUGUCAAAAGAAGAAAUAUGCAAAAGAAGCAUGGCCUCUCGAAACAAGACCUCGUUCUCAUUCUGGGGUUAUUUAA
This is a messenger RNA of Meloidogyne enterolobii, 1002 nucleotides long. The record is from the annotation of a GenBank genome assembly. NCBI's taxonomy places the organism in Eukaryota, Metazoa, Nematoda, Chromadorea, Rhabditida, Meloidogynidae.